Heterobasidion irregulare TC 32-1 is the source of this 2142-nucleotide messenger RNA. RefSeq lists its product as uncharacterized. The transcript has 9 exons. Bases 1 to 2037 code for a protein of 678 amino acids. NCBI's taxonomy places the organism in Eukaryota, Fungi, Basidiomycota, Agaricomycetes, Russulales, Bondarzewiaceae. The record is from RefSeq and is a predicted model, not a curated record.
AUGAACGACGACAACAACCCCCGUCCGCACAAGCGACAACGCACACAGAAAACAGAAAACAGAACAGAUGCCGCGAUGUCGGCCUUGCCACCUCUCCCGCCGCCUGUGCUCCUCCUCUCGCUCCCCGGUCUCCUCGCCCACCCACCUACGCACCGCUUCCAUCCGCAAGCCCUCAUUCUCUCCCUCAAGUCGCUCCGCAAAUGCCUUACUCUAGAAUCCCUCGCACCAGACGUCGAGUGUAGGACGUGGACGGCGCUCGCCGAGGUAGGUAUGAAUGCCAUCGACAGCGGCUUUGCACACAAGCCAGAGCACACAUGGGCCAUCGGCAUCGAAAAAGAGGUCGAGAAGUCGAUAGGCAGAGGACGCUUGAUCGCACAGAAGCACCCUUCCCUGCGCAUAUACAAGCACCACCUUACCCUCAUCCACGCGCGCUUCUCGCACUGGCAGCAGAACGACAAGUUCGCGCACGCCCUCCUCCGUCGCCUUCUCUCAUCCUUCAAUGCCUUUGACCCCCCAGCACUGAUUUAUACGACGCAUUUGGCGAUCAUCUCUCACCUCGUUUCUUCCAGAAGCAUCUCUGUGUCCCAGCAGACCGUCGACGCGCAUACAGCACUCCAGGCCGUAGACACACUCCAUGCGCUCGCUCUCCAGCGUGUGCACCCGCACGUCGCGCUCCUCACACAAGUCUUACGCAUUCAGCUCCUCGUUACGCGCCAGCAAUGGGCCCUCGUCCACUCCGCACUCGAUGCGGCCGAGGCCGCGCUGGGGCUCUCGUACGUCGCGCCACAACCGGACGCAGGCUCCUCCACAAAAGACGUCAAGGAUCCGAGGCGGGAGACGACAUUUGUGUCAUUCGACGACCCGUUCGAGGCGCUCAUGGCGGUCCACACGCUCAUCCUCGGCGUCACGUUCUUCACGUCCGCAGGGCUCGGUGCGGACGCGUCCCCGCGCCUGUCGCAUCUGCACGCGCUGCUCGACGCCGGCGCGCUCGACCACUUUCCGGACGGGAUCGUGCAGAUUGCGUUCUCCGCGGGCCCUCCGCUUGCGCUGCGCACGACGCACCCGCGCGUCCUGUUCUUUCUUGGCUACCUUGUCAGCGCCGUUUCGAAGCGUGACGCGGUCGGGCGCAAGCCUCGCCGUAAAGUAUUCGCGAUGGAGGGGCUCUCCAUGCUCGCAGAGAGCCCCACGCCGGAACUGACGCUCCCAUCGUGGGCAAGCGUAGGCGAGCUUGAGGAGGUGGGCCAGCGAUUGGCGCACAUCAAGGCGGACCUGCUCUCCGAGCUCGUCGCGAACCUCGCGGCGCUCAUCGCGCACACGCGGACGCACGGGUUGUUCCCGCUCUACGCGCCGCGAAUCACGCUGCACCACGCGCACCUCGCGCACGCACUCGGCCAAAGCGCGCGAGCAGUGCGGUGCUACCGCGUCGCCGCGGACCUCGCGGAUGUAGGCACGUUCGUGCGGGCGGCGGCGCGAGCGGGGGAGGUGCUGCUGCGCAUCGGGCUCCGGGGCGGGCGCUUCUGCGCGGAGGACGGGAGCGCGGAGGACGCCGAGAUCGUCGAGCUCGGGCGGGAGGCGGUGGGGCUCUGCCAGGGGAUGGGGGGCACGCUCGAAGCGGCGGGACACUUGCUAUCCGCGUGUCUGUCGAAGGAGAUCGUCAAGUCGAAACAGCAUCUGCGGCAGGCGCUGGAGCUGGCGUCGCGGGCGCAGGACAACCACAUGCGGGCGCUGGCGCUGGCGUUGAUCGCGUCGGAGUACAUGGACACCGCGAUCGAGCACGCGGGGUCGAUCUUGCAGACGUGCGACCAGCUGGCUGCAGGACUGGGCGCGCCGGCGAGCAAGGGGGCCGGACCAGGGGACGCGGUGGCGGGGAACGCGCCAAUGCGGCUUUGGGUCGGCGAGCGGGUGGUAGAGCUCUGCAAGCGGGCAGGGAAGGAAGACAAGGCGGGGAAGCAGCUGUUGCUGAACGCGGAGCUGCACAAAGCGGUCGAGCGAAUCGCGGAGCGCGGAGCACGUAUCUCGGCCGGGGAGAGAGGCUAGGACGGACUUGGACAGAUGAGGGAGGGCGGACGGACGGACGUGUUUUGAGGGAGGGCUGUCGAUUUUUUCGUGCUAUGUGGAUCGAGAGUAGCUCAGUUUCGUAGU